GGAGCGAGAGGCGGCCGAGGGGCUGGUCCAGGCGCGGCCGCUAAGAGGAGACCAAGAGGCGGGGGCUGCACUUGACAACCAGCAUGCCGAGAUGAUCAACAAAAGGAAUUCUUGGGUCCUAGAGACCAAAGAAAGAAUCAGCAGGAAUGCCCAGGGUGAAUUGAUGGAUUGCAGAGCCUGGCUGUCAGAAGAGGCAGAAGUGGAUGUGAGAGAAAGAGAGACACAGAGAGACAGAGAGCCAAAGAGGGCAAGAGACUUGACUUUAAGCGACUCCUGUACUGACAACUCCAUGCAGUUCGGAACCAGAACGACUGCGGCUGAACCAGGGUUCAUGGGGACAUGGCAAAACGCUGAUACUAACCUUUUAUUCAGAAUGUCCCAACAGGCCAUCCGUUGCACACUGGUAAACUGCACGUGUGAAUGUUUUCAGCCGGGGAAGAUUAACCUGAGGACUUGCGAUCAAUGUAAACAUGGCUGGGUGGCACAUGCCUUGGAUAAGCUCAGCACGCAGCACCUGUACCACCCCACGCAAGUGGAGAUCGUGCAGUCCAACGUGGUGUUUGACAUCAGCAGCCUGAUGCUCUACGGGACGCAAGCAGUGCCCGUGCGGCUAAAGAUCCUGCUGGACCGUCUCUUCAGUGUCCUGAAGCAAGAGGAGGUGCUGCACAUCCUGCACGGCCUGGGCUGGACUCUGCGGGACUACGUUCGGGGGUACAUCCUUCAGGAUGCUGCCGGCAAGGUGCUGGACCGCUGGGCCAUCAUGUCUCGAGAAGAGGAAAUCAUCACCCUUCAGCAGUUUCUGCGGUUUGGAGAAACCAAAUCCAUUGUCGAGCUGAUGGCAAUUCAGGAGAAAGAAGGGCAGGCCGUGGCUGUACCAUCUUCAAAGACAGACUCAGACAUCAGGACUUUCAUUGAGAGCAAUAAUCGCACCAGAAGUCCCAGCCUCCUUGCUCACCUAGAGAACAGCAACCCUUCCAGCAUUCAUCACUUUGAAAACAUCCCCAACAGCCUUGCGUUUCUGCUUCCAUUCCAGUACAUAAACCCCGUCUCAGCCCCACUGCUAGGAUUGCCUCCAAACGGGCUCUUGUUAGAGCAACCAGGACUGAGGCUGCGGGAACCGAGCCUUUCCACCCAGAAUGAAUAUAACGAAAGUAGCGAGUCUGAGGUAUCACCCACACCUUACAAGAACGAUCAGACGCCCAACAGAAACGCCCUGACCAGCAUUACCAAUGUGGAGCCCAAAACCGAGCCAGCCUGCGUGUCCCCGAUUCUGAAUUCUGCCCCGGUCAGUGAUCUGACCAAAACUGAACACCCAAAAAGCUCCUUCCGGAUUCACCGGAUGAGAAGGAUGGGGUCAGCCUCUAGGAAAGGAAGAGUGUUCUGUAACGCAUGUGGGAAGACAUUCUAUGAUAAAGGUACUCUCAAAAUCCAUUACAAUGCUGUGCACCUGAAGAUCAAGCAUCGGUGUACCAUCGAAGGUUGCAACAUGGUCUUUAGCUCCCUCCGAAGCCGUAAUCGCCACAGUGCAAACCCUAACCCUCGCCUUCACAUGCCUAUGCUAAGGAAUAACCGAGACAAGGAUUUAAUUCGGGCCACGUCAGGAGCUGCCACCCCUGUCAUAGCAAGUACAAAAUCAAAUCUCACCCUCACCAGCCCUGGCCGGCCCCCAAUGGGUUUUACCACUCCCCCACUAGACCCCGUCUUACAGACCCCUCUCCCUAGCCAGCUGGUGUUUUCUGGGCUAAAGACUGUCCAGCCAGUUCCUCCGUUUUAUAGAAGUUUACUCGCUCCAGGGGAAAUGGUGAGCCCUCCCACCUCCCUCCCGACCAGCCCCAUCAUCCCCACCAGUGGUACCAUGGAGCAGCACCCCGCACCACCCUCUGAGCCAGCAGUGCCAGUAGUCAUGAUGGCCACUCAUGAGCCCAGCGCCGACCUGGCCCCUAAGAAGAAGCCCAGGAAGUCCAGCAUGCCUGUGAAGAUCGAGAAGGAAAUUAUUGACACCGCUGAUGAGUUUGACGAUGAAGACGAUGACCCCCAUGACACGGGUGCUGGGGUCAAUGACGUGAGCCAUGACAAUCAUUGCCACUCCCAAGAGGAGAUGAGUCCAGGCAUGUCGGUGAAGGACUUUUCUAAGCAUAGCAGGUCCCGGUGCAUUUCAAGGACUGAAAUCAGAAGAGCCGACAGCAUGACUUCUGAGGACCAAGAACCGGAGCGGGACUAUGAGAACGAGUCUGAGUGUUCAGAGCCCAAACUAGGGGAGGAAUCCAUGGAAGGGGAUGAGCACCUCCAUGGCGAAGUGAGUGAGAAAGUCCUGAUGAACAGUGAGAGGCCCGACGAGAACCACAGCGAGCCCUCUCACCAGGACGUCAUCAAGGUGAAGGAAGAAUUUACAGAUCCCACUUACGACAUGUUUUACAUGAGCCAGUACGGACUGUACAACGGUGGGGGAGCCAGCAUGGCAGCCCUGCACGAAAGCUUUGCAUCAUCUCUGAAUUACGGCAGCCCUCAAAAGUUCUCCCCAGAAGGGGACCUGUGUUCUAGCCCAGACCCCAAAAUCUGUUACGUGUGCAAGAAGAGUUUCAAAAGCUCCUACAGCGUGAAGCUUCACUACAGGAACGUUCACUUAAAAGAGAUGCACGUGUGCACGGUGGCUGGCUGCAAUGCUGCCUUCCCCUCUCGCCGAAGCAGAGACAGAAACAGAAAUUUACGGAUGGAAAGAACCAUAGGUCCAGGACAUCGAGACAGCCUGCAUCUCCGUAGACACAGUGCCAACAUAAAUCUGCAUCGUAAACUGUUGACCAAAGAACUCGAUGAUAUGGGCCUGGACUCAUCGCAGCCCUCCCUUAGCAAGGACCUCCGGGAUGAAUUUUUGAUGAAGAUCUAUGGAGCCCAGCACCCCAUGGGGCUCGAUGUCAGGGAAGAUGCCGCCUCUCCCGCGGGGACUGAAGACUCCCACCUGAAUGGGUAUGGGAGAGGCAUGGCGGAGGACUACAUGGUCCUCGACCUGAGCACCACCUCCAGCCUCCAGUCUAGCAGCAGCAUCCAUUCCUCCAGAGAAUCCGACGCGGGCAGUGACGAGGGGAUUCUUCUCGACGACCUUGACGGGGCGAGUGACAGCGGGGAGUCGGCACACAAGGCCGAGGCCCCGGCCCUCCCCGGCAGCCUAGGGGCUGAAGUGUCAGGAUCCCUGAUGUUCAGCAGCUUGUCCGGGAGCAAUGGUGGGAUUAUGUGCAACAUUUGCCACAAAAUGUACAGCAACAAGGGGACCCUGCGAGUGCACUACAAAACGGUGCAUUUGCGAGAAAUGCACAAGUGCAAAGUCCCCGGUUGCAACAUGAUGUUUUCCUCUGUGCGAAGCCGAAAUCGGCACAGUCAGAACCCUAAUCUCCAUAAAAACAUUCCCUUUACUUCCGUAGAUUAGUCUCAGAACGGACACUACAGAUGCCAGCUCUCACCAGACGGCCUACAUUUGAACUGCCAUAGUCAGUGUAUGCUUGUGUACUUGGGUGUGUGUGUGUGUGUGUGUGCACGUAUGUGUAUGUGGAUGGGUGUGUGUGUAUAC
This is a messenger RNA of Hipposideros armiger (great roundleaf bat), 3562 nucleotides long. It is a transcript of the gene BNC2, whose product is annotated as basonuclin zinc finger protein 2. Gene Ontology annotation, biological process: regulation of DNA-templated transcription. The record is from RefSeq and is a predicted model, not a curated record. Bases 92 to 3421 code for a protein of 1109 amino acids. The transcript is spliced from 8 exons. Gene Ontology annotation, cellular component: nucleus. NCBI's taxonomy places the organism in Eukaryota, Metazoa, Chordata, Mammalia, Chiroptera, Hipposideridae.